This is a messenger RNA of Oncorhynchus keta (chum salmon), 5462 nucleotides long. RefSeq names its product junction-mediating and -regulatory protein-like. The record is from RefSeq and is a predicted model, not a curated record. Lineage: Eukaryota; Metazoa; Chordata; Actinopteri; Salmoniformes; Salmonidae. Gene Ontology annotation, cellular component: nucleus; cytoplasm. Gene Ontology annotation, biological process: Arp2/3 complex-mediated actin nucleation; 'de novo' actin filament nucleation; positive regulation of apoptotic process. Gene Ontology annotation, molecular function: transcription coactivator activity; actin binding; Arp2/3 complex binding.
GCGUCACCACGUCCACUGCGUGUCCCACGUGCAGAUGUUUAGGUCCUCGUGCUGAACUACGUCACAACACUUCGCAGUUGGAAGAAAAACGUUUGAAAGAGGUAAAGAUGCGACAUCAAAACAACAAUUUGCCGGAUGGAACAGAGGGACAUCUCGUGGAUAAUAUCCACCGGUUGUCUUUGGACUAUUAACAAUCUAGAAACAGUAAAGACAGUAUUUCCGAACAUUUCAGAAAGGUGGUUUGUUCAGAAAACCCCCCCCCGGGUUUGACAGCACAGCAGCUCUCAACCGUUUCACGGCUUGUAAACAGAUCCUCACACGUGACGAUGGGAACCGCGGCUGUGCAUUGUCUGUAGUCGCACAAAGGGAGCCAUCCAGCAGGCUGGUGAGCGAGGCAGGUGGUGAGAUGACUAGCCUGCCAAUUUACGACAAUAAGUCGACUCUUACGCUUUUCGUGUCUAUUUUGUUCUUAUGGAUGUAGGCAAGCUUUUUACGGAAAUAUUUCCUUUACUUGAUGUCUGAUUUGAGGCAACGUUCAGAGGGUAAUCAACUCAAAGCUUGUACACAAAGCUAGCCACGGCUGGUUUUCUGUAAUCUUUUUGGUUAACGUAGCUAGCUAGCCUUUUUAGCUUCAACGGCGAACUGUAAAAAAGGGGUAUUUGUGUGUGAGCUCACUAGCUCCGUUUUUACUGGCUGGAUGAGAUGUCAUUCAUGAUGGAGGAUUCUGUAGAGUCGGACUGGGUGGCCGUUCGACCAAAUGUUUUCGACGAAAAGGAAAGACACAAAUUCAUUUUCAUCGUUGCUUGGAACGAGAUCGAGGGAAAGUUCGCCAUAACCUGCCACAAUAGAACAGUACAGAAACGGACAGCGUUUCGGGAUUCGCUAUUGGAAACUGUCGAAUGCGACCUCGUAUCCCCCGUCACCGUCAAACUAGCCCCCGAGGCAGACAAACACAAAACUCCAAUAAAAAGUCCUACCAAAAGGAAAGAUGACAUCUCCACAUUGGUUAAAGUUAGAUGUAACGUCAGCCCGAAAGAAAUAAAAACGACAAAGAGCCCCAUUCGAGAGAGAACUGCGGCGGUGGGUUCCUCGUCAAGGCCAGCCGAGAGUGUUAUCAAAACACUGGGCUCGUGGGACAUCGUGUCCUGCAAGGUGACCGACAUUGAGGUCCUGGAACCAGCGGAUGUCCCUAGUUUGCCUCGCUCUCCGGAUGAUGGCGACGGAGAGGAGUCGGACAGCAGCCGAGAGGGCUACAGCUGGGCCGGGCUAUUCUCCUUCCAGGACGUCCGGGCAGCCCACGUUCAACUCUGCGCGGUCAACUCGGACCUGGAGCCCUGUCUGCCCCCCUUUCCCGAGGAGCCGGUGGGCAUGUGGACGGUGCUUUUCGGGGCCCCGGAGGUGUCCCAACGGGAAACGGAUGCCCUGUGUUACCAACUCCAGGUGUACCUGGGCCAUGCUCUAGACACCUGUGGCUGGAAGAUCCUUGCUCAGGUGCUUUUUACGGAGAGUGAUGACUCAGAAGAGUACUAUGAGAGUUUGAGUGAGCUGAGACAGAAGGGUUAUGAGGAUGCUCUCCAGAGGACCAAGAAACGUCUCCAAGAGCUGCUGGAGAGGCACCGGGCCAUGGAGAGUAUGGUGGAGCUGCUGCAGGUGUAUCCAGAGGAGGAUGAGGCCUAUGGAGAGUUACUGGAGGCUACAACACAACUCUACCACUACCUGCUACAGCCCUUCAGAGACAUGAGAGAGCUGGCCAUGCUGCGCAGACAGCAGAUCAAGAUCUCCUUGGAGACGGAGCGUCUGGGGCCUCGUCGUGUGGAGGGGCUGAGGAGGGAGGAUGAGGAGUGGACGAGGAAGGCUCACGCUGCCGUCCUCUCCAUACAGGACCUUACCGUCAAGUUCUUUGAGACCACCGCCAGGGCUCAGAAAGCGGUGUAUGAGCGGAUGCGUGUGGACCAGAGGAAGUUUGGCAAGUCGACGUGGGCUGCAGCUGUGGACCGCGUGGAGCGUCUGCAGUACGCCGUCUCCAAGGAAACGCUGCAGUUGAUGAGGGCCAAGGAGAUCUGCCUGGAGCAGAGAAAACACGGCCUGAAAGAGGAGAUGCAGAGCCUGCAGGAGGGAGAGGAUGCCAUGCAGCGGUUGGACCAGAUGGAGGCGCUGUACUAUGAGCUCCAGCUGCAGCUCUAUGACAUCCAGGCUGAGGUGCUGCGCUGUGAGGAACUGCUGCUCAACGCCCAGCUCACCAGCCUCCGCAGACAGAUCACUGAGCGGCAGGACGAGGUAGUGUACUAUGAUGCGUAUGAGAGUCCUGAUGCCAUGCGGAGGGUAGAGGACCCCUCGGCCUCUCUUCCCCCUCUCAGAGACAAGCUCAGCCAGCUGCAGCAGAGGACCAGACAGCUAGAGGCACGCAGGGGACGCAUCACCGCCAAGAAGGCCUACCUUAAAACCAAAAAGGAGAUCUGUAUCAUCAACCACAACCAGAAGAUACAGCAACGCCAAGGUAGUAAGGAUGACCAGACCCAUCUAGCACUGCAACAGCGAGGGGAGGAGCAGGAGGAAGAGGAGGAGAGGAGUAACGCCAGAAUGAGUCUGGAUAGGUCGAGAACUCUGGACAGACUACGCAGCUUCAAACAGCGUUUCCCUGGUCAGGUGACUCUGAAGUCCAGCAGACUGCGUAUGUCCCACGGCCACUCCCGGAGGAAAACCUCCACUCCCCUCUCCCCCGCGGGGAGGCCUGAGACCCUGGCUGCCAGUGUCCAAACAGACACUGUUGACCUCCCUGAGCUCUUUGCUCCUCCCUCUGAUGCCUGUGGUCAUCAGAGUGUCUCUCUACCCCCGCUAGGGGGCGCCACUGGGCCUCUCUCUGCCCACUCUCUUCCUCCCCUCUCAGCGAUUCCCUCCUCUGCCCCUCCACCUCCUCCCCCUCCUCCUCCCCCACCCCCCUCCCUCUUAGAUGACCUCUCCAGUGAGGGAGUUGAGUGGGCUCAUCCCACUAGCCCAGUCCGGCAAUCCAAGGCUGGGUCAGAUUCAGAGCCUCUCCCCCUGGCUCCCUUCUCCCCACGUUUCUUUGACAGCAGUCAGCUGCAGACAGCCAGAAAGAAACUGAAGAAGACAGCCAUGCUGGACUCCUCACAAUGGAGGAGAGCGAGUUCUCCCAUGGACGAGGUCCUGAACUCCCUGAAGAGAGGCAGCUUCCACCUGCGUAAGGCUGAGCUGAGAGUCCUAGCCCCUGACCCAGACGAUGACGAGAGCAACAACAUCCUGGCCCAGAUCCGGCAGGGUGUCCGGUUGAAGAAGGUGCGGACGCGGCCGGAACAGCGGCACACCAAGGGCUUGUUCCCCCACUCUGCCGACGCUCUGACCCGCUCCAUCCAUGAAGCCCUGAGACGCAUCAAGGAGGCUUCGCCUGAGUCUGAGUCUGAGGACGAAGGCCUGCCCUGCACCGACUGGGAGAACUAGAUACAAGAUACACACACACACACAACGGCACCGACUGGGACUCUGACCUUUGACCUCAGCCACUACCAUCUACUAUUUCUGGCUCCACAUUGACAGACUGAAAGCUGAGUAGAGAUGUUAACUAUUUCUUACUAUUUCUUCUGGUCUUUGUAAUGGACCACUAGCCUUAGCUCCUGGUUUUCUGUGUUGUGCUGACUCCUCACGCUCUAUAUAGUCAAGCACUUUGAGAACCUAGUAUGAAAGUCACUAUGUAAAAGUAAUUCCUUCACUCGAUUCCUUCUUUGUCCUGGACCAAGCGGGGGAAUAAGGCUCCUUGUCAGUGCACCGACUGGAGAGCUAGGGUUCUGGGAUCCCUUUAUAUAGAAUUAACUAUGAGGUUGGAGAGGUUAGGUUGCUGGGGUGAGUUGGUUUUCCGUUUGACAGGAUUGAGUGUUUUCUUUAAUGUUAAUUCAACCCCCCAUAGAAUAAAAUGUGUUAUUGUUUGGCUGGAACAAAAUGCCUGCACUCACACCGUCCAGUCCUCUGCAGGUGAGCGUGGCAACCCCUGGUGUCGAGAAGUCAUGAUAUUUUUCUCUGUAAAACCAGUGCCCUUUAAAGUCAGCUGAUCUGUCCAGCUCUACAAAGACAGGUGUCAUUCAUUCCAUACUCUAUAUUCAUAUUCCAUCAUGACACUUGUUUCUGUUGAUGGUUUUUAAAGUGUGCUUUUACAUUCUUUUUAAGGAGUUUUUUCACUGCUUUAUUUUCACUGUUAUUAUUUUUCAUGAGUCCACUAUUACCGUGGAGUCGCUUCGCGUUAUCUACGCCUGAUUAUUUUAUCUGUUUUAUCUAAGAGCUGUCAAAACUGAAACUAUUUCUAUAGGAACAAUCUCUGUUUACUGUAAUGAAUCAUGUACUGUGUAUGAAGGACAUGUUGAAGAGAACAUGAUGUACUGUUUGGAACUGAAGGACUGUGUGUACAACUGCUGUCCAAGUUGACAUUUGGCCAGGUCAAAGGUGGUAGUACUGUAUUUUUCCGGUCUUGAAAAACGCUCAGAUAGAAAUGUAUGGUGCAGAACUGAUAUGAUUGUCGUUCAUGUAGAACAGGGACCUUGUCAGCUCUAUUCAUUAUAUUUCUAUCUGUGUUUACCUCACUGAAUCCACCAGUGGUAUGGUACUGGUAACUAACCACAGUGAGUCAGUAGGCUGAGCAUAUGGGGCUCAUUCUUCAUGCUGUGUCUUCAUGGCAAGUGGUUAAAACCCAAUCAUGUGACUUUCUGCAGCGUCCGCAUAUCUCUGACUGGGUCUCUAGUCUGAAGUGGCUUCUUCUCCUUUAUCUGCACUGAAUCUAUAAACAGUGUGUAGGUGACAGCAACACAGUAUAUUGACUCAGAGGAAUUCGCUUUUCACUGUCCAGAUUUUAUUUUAGUGCAGAUGGAGAGAAGUUUAGGAGUGUAGAGGCAGCCAUUUUAGUUAUAUUGAGAUGCCCCCUUCCUGUCCAUAUACAGUACAAACCUGUCUAUUGGAAAAUCACUUUCAUUUUUGUCAGUUUUCUUCAUUGUAUUUGGGAUCUUUAUGUAUUUUGUUUAUUUUAUACGUGAUUUGUCAAAUCUUUUGUAUUAUUAAUUUCCGUCUCUUCUAUCUGUCUUUAGCUAACACUACAGUUUGACCUAUAACCUUUGACUUGUAUGACCUUAUGCAUGUGGCUGGCCUGGUCUGAUUUAAAGAUGAGUCCGUCACAAGAUAAGUGCAAUAUUAUUAUAUUAAACUGAAAUGUAAUAUAUAAUGUAAUGUACAUCCUGAAAAUACAUUGGCAUGCUUAAAAACAUCCUAAGUAUUUAUUGAAUAAAACACUUCAUGAUUUAAGAAAUGGAGUAAGAAUUUAUAAAGCAAUACCAUACAAAAUGUAAAUGUGCUUAAAUGUUUUCUUUUGCCUUUUACUCUCAUCUUACUGUUAUUGCAUUCCUAACUGCUUUAUAUAUCCCAGUUAUAUUUUUUCCCUUCAAAAUAAAACCAAGUCCCGAAAUGUC